GGGGAUGAGAGGCCGUGGACGUGGGCGCCCCGGUCCCCGGGAAAGGCGUUUGGGUCGCAACCAGUGUGCCAUAUGCCGGAAGGAGGGACAUUGGAAAAAUGAGUGCCCUGAAAGGGAAGAUACCCCCAUGAUGGCAACAGAAGAUCAAGAUUAGGGGUGUCAGGGGAGACGGACCAUCCUGCCCCCGGAACCCCGAGUAAAAAUGAGGGUGGGAAAUUCAGAAAUAGACUUUUUAGUAGACUCUGGAGCAGCACGAACUGCAGUAAAUCAACCCCUACAGCUGCCAGUAGCAGACUCCCUUACAGUGAUUGGUGCCACGGGGAAGGGAACCAGGUGCCCAGUAUAUGCCCCAGCGGAAUGUGCCUUGGGAAACACAACUGUAUCUCACAAGCUGGUUUACCUCCCUGACUGUCCAACACCCCUUUUAGGACGGGACCUGCUUUGUCGUUUGGGUGCCACUCUGCAUUUCACUCAAGAUGAUAUAACUCUUACCUUACCCCCUGAGAAUGCCUGGAUAAUGGCCCUUGCAGUUGAACCCUCAGCCAUGCAAGCCCCAGAGUGGAGCCAGUGGGAGGACCAGGUGUAUCCCCUUGCUUGGGCAUCAGGGGUCCCUGGAAAGGCAACCCAUCACACCCCUGUUAAGGUUCAACUCCUCCCAGGAAAAAGCCCAGUGCGGAUCAAACAGUAUCCAAUUAAAAGGGAGGCCAGAGAGGGACUGCAAAAGACUAUAGCUCGAUUCCUAGAGCAUGGGGUACUACGAGAAUGCCAAUCAGCUUGGAACACCCCCAUCCUGCCCGUGCAAAAGCCUGAUGGGACGUAUCGGCUGGUACAGGACUUGAGGGCAGUCAAUGAGCGGGUUAAGACUCUGCACCCCCUUGUUCCAAAUCCGUAUACGCUGUUAGCUUCUAUAGGGGGGCAGUAUACCCAUUUUUCAGUCCUAGAUUUGAAGGAUGCUUUCUUUACAAUUCCAGUUGAUACCCAAUCUCAGGAGAUUUUCUCCUUCGAGUGGGAAGGCAUAAAAAGGGUUAAGAGGCAACUGUGCUGGACUGUGUUAGCACAGGGAUUUAAGAACUCCCCUACGCUUUUCGGCCAGGCGCUGGCCAAAGACCUGGAGGAGUGGAAUACUCCGGACGGGAUUCUCCUCCUGCAGUAUGUUGAUGACCUGUUAAUAGCCGCGGUGGGAUUAACCCCUUGCCUCCAGGCCACUGUGAGCCUCCUGAAUUUUGUUGGGCUCAGAGGAUACCGGGUGGCUCGGAACAAGGCUCAAAUUGCUCUCUCAGAAGUACAGUAUUUAGGGUUUCACAUAAGGCAAGGAGAACGGCAGCUCUCUAACGAAAGGAAGGAGGCUAUUUGCCAGAUUCCUAUCCCAAGCAACCGGAAAAGGCUUAGAGCAUUUCUGGGCAUGGCAGGCUUUUGCAGAAUGUGGAUCCCAGAGUUUGGACUGUGGGCAAAACCUCUGUAUGAAUGUGUUAAGGGAGCGGAUCAUGACCCCUUUCACUGGUCCCCAGAAGCGGACAGGGCAUUUAAAAUCUUAAAGAGGAAGUUAAUGGAGGCUCCAGCCCUGGGUUUACCGGAUCUAUCUAAGCCGUUCCAACUGUAUGUACAUGAGAGAAAAGGGGUAGCCCUGGGAAUGCUUACUCAGCUGUUAGGUGCUUGGAAACGUCCUGUAGCCUACUUUUCCAAACAACUGGAUCAAGUUGCCAAGGGAUGGCCGGCAUGCUUGUGGGCGGUCGCAGCCACGGCCCUGGUACUUGGGGAAGCUGAAAAACUGACACUGGGAGGAGCUGUGCACGUGUACACUCCCCACAUGGUCCAAGCCCUGCUGGACACUAAGGGUGGUCUCUGGCUCACCCAGGCUCGGGUGGCUCGGUACCAGGCAAAAUUGUUAGAGAACUCUGAAGUUACCUUGCAAACCUGUCCCACUCUUAAUCCAGCUACCCUGCUACCAGAAACAGAGAAGCAGGAACAUGACUGCCUGGAUGUCAUAGAUGCCCAAUACUCCAGCCGCCCAGAUUUAAAAGAUCAACCGCUCUCAAAUGCAGACUGUGAGUGGUAUACUGAUGGGAGCAGUGCUGUCAUAGAUGGGCAAAGGAGGGCGGGCUAUGCUGUUGUGACCCUCUACGAUACAGUGGAAGCAGAGAGUUUACCUGCUGGAACCUCUGCCCAGCUUGCUGAACUCGUGGCCUUAACCCGUGCACUUGAACUGGCAAAAGACAAACGGGUUAAUAUUUUUACUGACUCAAAAUAUGCUUUUGGGGUAUUGCAUGCUGACGCUGGUCUGUGGAAACAAAGGGGAAUGUUAACUGCUCAGGGUUCUCCGGUCAAGCAUGGGUCUCAAAUUCUCCGGCUUUUAGAAGCAGUACAGCUCCCCUCAGCAGUAGCAGUGAUACAUUGCAGAGCUCACCAGAAGGAGGAUCAGGAUGUAACCAAGGGCAACGCUAGAGCAGACAGGGAAGCCAAGCGUGCUGCUACCCUGAAAUCACCAACAGAGGAGAAUGCCCAAAUGCAUGCCCUCAUUCCAUCAGUAGGUGAGCUUGCAGCCCCUAAGUACUCCUCUGAGGACAGAUACCUGGCUGACAGGUUUGGUCUCCAGGAAAAGGAGGGAUGGUUUUACUCCACAGAGGGAAAAGUACUCUUGCCCAAGGGCUUAAUCCGACCAGUGCUGCAAAAACUGCAUCAAACUACCCACGCAGGCAGAGAGGCUCUUACUCAGCUUAUGAGCAAAUAUUUUCUAACCUCUGGACUUAGACCCCUAGCAUCCCAGGUACAGGCUGAAUGCAUACUCUGCCAAAAGAACAACCCUCGACCAGGAGUGCCAGUGCUGCCAGCUACCUUGGAACCUACCCCAGGCCCAGGAUUGGUGUGGCAAAUAGACUUUACUGAGUUUCCUAGAACCCAAGGGUACAGGUAUCUCCUCGUCAUGGUGGACCGAUUCAGUGGAUGGCCCGAAGCCUUCCCAUGUCGUAACAACACUGCCAAAACAGUGGCUCUUAAGUUUGUCAAGGAGAUCAUUCCCCGAUUUGGGCUCCCCCAGUGGAUGGAAUCUGACAAUGGAACACACUUCACAUCUCAAAUUGUUCAAAGGAUUUCAGAUGUCUUGCAAAUCUCCUGGAAGCUACACACACCGUGGCGACCACAGGCCAGUGGUGUAGUGGAACGUACUAAUCAGACACUCAAGCGACAUCUCUCUAAGAUUUGUCAGGAAGCCUCUCUUAAGUGGCCAGAUGCUUUGCCCCUUGUGUUACUCCGCAUUCGUGCUCUCCCCAAGGGCAGGUUAGGGCUUAGUCCCUUCGAGAUUAUGUUUGGAAGGGCAUGGCCUCUGGAUGGUACACCGGUUCUGUUAGGGGAGUGGGAGGUAGGCUGCGGGUUUUUGUCUCAGUACAUGUGCUCUCUGUCUGCUGUUCUUUCUUCUCUUCACAGGUAUACCAAAGAUUCACAGCCUCCUCUACUGGAUACCCCGGUCCACUCCUUGCAGCCAGGCGAUUCUGUACUCGUUCGGACCUGGAAGGACGAGCCUCUCCAAGAGAAGUGGAAGGGACCCCAUACUGUCCUGCUUGUUUCCCACACGGCGGCGAAGGUCGAGGGACACAAGAACUGGAUUCAUCACUCUCGACUGAAAGCAGUGCCUGCUCCUGAACAGUGGACUGUGCAGCCUGCUAAAGAAGCAGCUUCUAGCGACGACUUGGGACUUAAGCUGCUAUUCAAAAGACAAUAAGGGUCACUGGGAAUGCCCUGUGAUCUCUCUGAAC
Messenger RNA from Mauremys mutica (yellowpond turtle), 3749 nucleotides. RefSeq names its product protein NYNRIN-like. The transcript has a single exon. The record is from RefSeq and is a predicted model, not a curated record. The coding region runs from base 203 to 3715 and encodes 1170 amino acids. NCBI's taxonomy places the organism in Eukaryota, Metazoa, Chordata, Testudines, Geoemydidae. Gene Ontology annotation, molecular function: RNA-DNA hybrid ribonuclease activity; aspartic-type endopeptidase activity; nucleic acid binding. Gene Ontology annotation, biological process: DNA integration; proteolysis.